AUGUUUCUCGGGAUACCAGGUCUGAAUAAGUUCAUCUCAAGUGUUACCAUUUCGCAGCUUGAUGACUUGCCCGAUCGCUGCAAUUACUUUUAUACAGUAUUAGCAUUAUUGUUUUUCUCAUUGCUUACCGGCACUAAGCAGCAUUUCGGUGCGCCAAUUCGUUGCCUUGUUGAUCGGCAAUACUCGGGUUCUUGGGUUGGUUAUGUACAUGAUUACUGCUUCAUAUCGGAACGUUAUUCACUAACACCACCUGAAUAUGAAGCAGAGGAACUUGCUGUAUUCGACCCAACUCAUGAGAAAAAGUAUGAAAAUUAUUACCAGUGGGUGCCGUUUCUUUUGGCUGCUCAAGCAUUAGCUUUUUAUGUGCCGCAUUUUUUGUGGAGAUGGUUUCAAAAAUUAAGCAAUUUGGAUAUGGCGCUUGCAGUGGAUGAAUCAAUUCGAAUAUACAAUAUUUUCACAGACGAACGCAAUAAAGCUGUGAAAGAUUUGGUGCGAUAUCUUGAACAGUGUAUGGUUUAUCCAGUUCGUCGCUCUAUUGUUGUGAGCUUCACACGUAUUGCUCUUAUUGGGUGGUAUUCAUCGCUCGUUUAUGUGCUUCAAAAACUGUUGAAUAUUGCAAACACAAUCUUGCAGCUUUAUGUCGUCAACAUAUUUGUAGGUGAUGGAACAUUAUUUUGGGGAUAUCAGCUACUCAAAGAUCUUUGGACGGGCAAGGACUGGACGAUCACUGGACAUUUUCCUCGAGUGGUAUAUUGCGACUAUAUAAAACAUGAACUUGCCAAUGUACAGCGCAAAACAGUUCAGUGUGCGCUUGCAAUAAAUAUACUCAAUGAAAAGGCUUUCGUUUAUAAAGAAGAAUCAUUCGACGACAACUUCUCUGAUAAUGAUGAUGACUUUUGCGAAAACGAAUUAUCUGAGGAACAUCUCUCAAAUAUUGCAAGCGCUUCAUUUCAUUCUAGAAUUAGACGUCGUUUAUGUGCAAUAGCGGAGUGCGGCGAACAUGUUAACGUAGGGAAUAAAAAAACUCAAGAAUCUGAAGAACAGAAGCAAGCGAUGUUUUAUCGACGAUUGGUAUCAUUAGCAUGCAAAGACAAAGGGUUUCUGCAUAAUUUUAUUUGCGAAGUAAUACAUCCAGAUAGCUUUCUUCUGAUACAUUUCAUACAUUCUCAUGCGGGUGGAAUGGUUACAUCUGAUAUCGUAUUCGCACUUUGGACUGAUUAUGUAAAAGCAAAGGAGUCAAGAAAACAUAAAUAUCAACCGAAAGUUAUGCAUACCAUCACACCUGAUGCGCCACCCUGGGAAAAAAACAGUACGGUAUUGAAUGGUAACAGAUAUUUUAAUAUGGAUUCCCCAAAAACUGAUUCAGCAAUUAUAGAUGCUAGUUCUCCUUUGAAAUCAAAUGAGGAAUAUGCACAGGUGGUUGACUCUGUGAAUUUAUGCCCACCAGCAGUACGCUCGUAA
Acanthocheilonema viteae is the source of this 1461-nucleotide messenger RNA. Lineage: Eukaryota; Metazoa; Nematoda; Chromadorea; Rhabditida; Onchocercidae. The record is from the annotation of a GenBank genome assembly.